Messenger RNA from Cyanistes caeruleus (blue tit), 1321 nucleotides. The record is from RefSeq and is a predicted model, not a curated record. Lineage: Eukaryota; Metazoa; Chordata; Aves; Passeriformes; Paridae.
GCGCCCCGCGGUGCCGGGGUUCGGUAAUUUCGAGCCCAUGUAUGGUUAUGCUUUGUUGUCGGUAGCUUGGCAGAAAGGCACAUGACUUCAGCAGUCUGGAAUGCGAUUCAGUAUGUCUGGGCUCCGCUAAACGCACAUAAGGAAAAGUGAUUCCUGACUAAGUUAUUGUUCUGGCCCCGCGUCCCCGGGGGGUUGUAGGGAGCUCCGCCGUACAUUGAGUUUAACAGACCAGCAAAUACCUGUGCUUAAACCAGCGAUUCCCGCCGCUCACUCCCCUCUUUCCCUUCCUGUUGGUCUCUGCAGCACAGUCCGAGGGAAGACCGUGUGAAUAUAACUCCAAAAUCUACCAGAACGGCGAGAGCUUCCAGCCGAACUGUAAACACCAGUGUACGUGCAUAGAUGGAGCUGUGGGCUGCAUCCCGCUCUGCCCGCAGGAACUCUCUCUUCCCAACCUGGGCUGCUCCAGCCCCAGGCUGGUCAAAGUGCCCGGGCAGUGCUGCGAGGAGUGGGUCUGUGACGAAAGCAAGGAUGCGCUGGAGGAGCUGGAAGGCUUUUUCAGCAAAGAGUUUGGUCCGGAUGAUUCCGAAGGCGAAUUAACCAGGAACAAUGAGCUAAUUGCCAUUGUGAAGGGAGGCCUGAAAAUGCUACCUGUUUUUGGGUCCGAGCCACAAAGCCGAACUUUUGAGAAUCCCAAAUGCAUUGUGCAAACAACCUCUUGGUCCCAGUGCUCAAAGACGUGUGGAACUGGCAUCUCCACAAGGGUGACCAACGACAAUCCUGACUGCAAGCUCAUCAAAGAGACCAGGAUAUGUGAAGUGAGGCCAUGUGGCCAGCCCAGCUAUGCCUCCCUAAAGAAGGGAAAGAAAUGUACCAAGACAAGGAAGUCCCCCUCCCCGGUGAAGUUUACUUAUGCUGGAUGUUCCAGUGUGAAGAAGUACCGCCCCAAGUACUGUGGCUCCUGCGUGGAUGGCAGGUGCUGCACACCCCAGCAGACCAGGACUGUCAAGGUCAGGUUUCGCUGCGAUGAUGGGGAAACCUUCACCAAGAGCGUCAUGAUGAUCCAGUCCUGCCGAUGCAACUACAACUGUCCACAUGCAAAUGAAGCCUAUCCCUACUACAGACUAGUCAACGACAUUCAUAAAUUUAGGGACUAAGUUGUGUUGGGGGUGGGAUGCAAAACAGAAUUUUGAAGUACCCAGCCAUGGAGAAAGGACCUUUGAUGAAAGUGUUGCCUUGCCCAUUUGAGGGCAACAUCGAGAUGUUACAGGAGUGCACUGUGCAACUGGACACUAAUGCAACAGAGAUUUAAUCAUACUUAAAG